AUGGCUGCGCAUCAGUUCCCCAUGCCAAACCCUCCGAGGACUCCCACCACGUCCGACGACGAGAUGGAUCCUCAAUUGGCCGAGUCGGGUCUGCGCAUCAAGCACGCAUACAACGAGUCUCCUGUUAGAUCGCGUCUUUCGGGCUCAUUCGACCGAGUGUCUUCCUCACCGCCAGACACAAACACCUCCUCUAUGAACACUGGCCGUACCGACCUCACCUCGCCCACCUUUUCUCUAUCGACUCCUGCGGACGCAUACAGCCCCUUUACACCACAAACUGUCAUCAGUGAAGGAGAUGAAUCGUCUGAGAAAGAGGAGGAGCCUAUCGUCACCGCCGCAAACCCCUUCAAUUUUACGACUCAGCAAUACUCUGCUGCUUUAUCACCCGCAAAACCUGACAUCAACGUCGGAAAGCGUCGCGGUCACAAGUACAAGCACUCGAGUGUAUCGCAUCAAAUCUUCAUCGAGCCUGCUCCUCGCGCCCCUCUGCAAUUACCAGCCUCCCUACCGGUACCUACUCGCAAUGAGGUCCAACACAGCAUGUCAUCAAACCAAAAAGCCCGUCUCGCGUGGUGUUUCUGCCACUUCCUUAUCGCCGCAUACGUGCAAUGGAGUGCUUCCGGCUCUCUUGCCAUGACUGCCCUUUCGCGACUACUAUUCUUCGACGCUGCUGGCGCUAUUGCCUGCGUCUUGGUCGAGACUAUGGGAAACUUUGAGGUCUGGAAGCGUUCCAGUGUCAAGCAUCCUUUUGGACUGGAACGACUUGAUGUGCUCGUAGGCUUCGGUCUCGCGGUCUUCAUUGGCUUCAUGGGUCUGGAUGUCUUGUCUCACGGUAUCCAGCAUUCUCUCGAGAACCUUGGCUCUCAUGUCGCUCAUUCACCUCAUGCUCAUCGUCGCAUCUCUGCUGGUUCUGUCGAUGUUUCCGCUCUUCUCGCAAUACUCGUCACUCUCAUCUCUGCCGUCGUGCUCAAGAAUCAUGCUCGCAUUGGAAGAGCUAUGCGUAUUGAUUUCAUCUCAUGCUGGGGCACUGUUCUGAGCAACCCUAGCCAUCUCAUCACUUUAUCAUGCUCUACCCUUCUGCUCUUGCUACCUCUCCUCAGCAUCCAGGCUUAUCACUGGUUCGACGCUGUCAUGUCGUUUGCUAUCGCAGUUUCCAUGAUCGCAUUGGGAGUCCGUCUAGGCAUGUCGCUAUCAUCUAUCCUGCUCAUGUCGUACUCCGCACCUGCUGGAAGUGCGACUAUCAAGGACGUUGUCGCCGAAAUCGAAACCGAUAAAUUCGUUUCAGCGGUCCAAGACGCCAAGUUUUGGCAGGUUCACUACGGAUUAUGUAUGGCCAACUUGACUCUGAGAUAUAGAGCAGCUGACUAUGGUCUUGACCUGGCCAAAACAAGGGAAAGAAUUACCAGUCUCGUGCGAAACAGACUUGGUGGUGCUUACGGAUCUGGCGGCCUCAAGUGGGAGGUUUCGGUGCAGAUGAUCUCCGAAAGAGAUUGA
Messenger RNA from Aureobasidium subglaciale EXF-2481, 1494 nucleotides. RefSeq lists its product as uncharacterized. Gene Ontology annotation, cellular component: membrane; Golgi apparatus. The record is from RefSeq and is a predicted model, not a curated record. Bases 1 to 1494 code for a protein of 497 amino acids. The transcript has 2 exons. Lineage: Eukaryota; Fungi; Ascomycota; Dothideomycetes; Dothideales; Saccotheciaceae. Gene Ontology annotation, molecular function: zinc ion transmembrane transporter activity. Gene Ontology annotation, biological process: transmembrane transport; intracellular zinc ion homeostasis; zinc ion transport.